Fundulus heteroclitus (mummichog) is the source of this 1769-nucleotide messenger RNA. Its product is annotated as centrosome-associated protein CEP250. The transcript is spliced from 12 exons. The record is from RefSeq and is a predicted model, not a curated record. NCBI's taxonomy places the organism in Eukaryota, Metazoa, Chordata, Actinopteri, Cyprinodontiformes, Fundulidae. Bases 1 to 1170 code for a protein of 389 amino acids.
AUGAGUGACAACAAAGACGGCAAUAAAGGCGUAAAUCGCUGCAUCCGGACGUCCACUGCGGCGAGGCCAUCAGAGAGGCGGCCGACAGAUUGCAUCAAGAUCAGAGAGGAAGUCUCUGACCUCCGACGCAAGUGUGAGAAAGAGCAAACAAGACUCAGAUUAAAGUGGAUCCAGCUGAAAGACGUGGAGCUGUGUCUCUCUGAACUCAGACAGAAGAAAAGGCAAGCCCUUCAGCAGUUAGAACGACUGUCUGCAGACACGGCCCAGAUGCAGAAGGAGAAGAAGAGUUUGGAGUCCGCUCUGAGACACAGCAGGUACCAGCUCCAGCAGCUGCAGAGGCAGAGAGAGUCCUGUUUGAAAUAUGGGUUCUGCUGGGACAGGAGCCGUGGUAAAAGGUCAGCGCUGGAGCUGGAGGAGAUGGAUCGACAGCUGGACCGGGCCAAAGCAGAACUGUUCGCUGAGCGGCGCCGUUCGAGAGAGAAGAUUGAGUCGUUGCAGGAGCAGCUGGAGGAGGUUCACGAGGAGCUCCACAGGGCCACAGAGGCAGGGAGCUCACUGCUGAACAGAUGCGCGUGUCGGCACAAACAGAUGGAGACGGGGCAUCUGGCCGAGGAGGUGCUUGGCCUUGAAGUGAGCGAGCCACAGCAUGAAGUGGGAGGCUGGAGGGUGAGGAUAGAAACGCUGGGCCACACGUUGGCGCAGAGAGAGCAGCAGCUGACGGGUUUACAGGAGGAACGAGAGUCUCUGCGAGCAGAAAGGGACAACCUGAAGAGGGAGCUGCAGCUCCUUAAAAGCCAGCGCUGCAGAGAGCGGGCCGAGGCUCAGGAGGAGGCUGGCGCAGUGACGCAGCAAGAACUGAGCAUCCAAAGGCGCCAGCUGGAGGAAGAGAAAGAUCAAGCUUUGACUUCUUUACAGACACGUCUCAUUCAGGAGCACAGUGAGGAGUUGCGGCCUCUGGGAUGUGUCAACAAGACGGAUGGAGGCGCGGCAGCAUCUCUCUGCAGGCGGCUGAAGGCCAAAGACCAGGAGCUGAGGCGGCUGCAGGUGAGCAAGGGUCAGCGGAAGCAGCAGACUGCGCCUCGCCUCGCACAGCAACUCACAGCCGAACCGGAGAGGUUCGCCGUCCCGCAGGACGAGGCUGAUAAGAUGCAGAAACGCAUUAAAGAUUAAAGAAGCGAGUCCUGAUGGAAACAUGCUGCACGGUGCAAAGGCAAGCCGAUUGCUCUCACUUGCAUCACGCAGCGGUCUGUGUUGCUGCUCACGUCCCCUCAGAUGUCCCUUUGGAAAAACUUCUUUGCAGCCUGCAGAGUGGAGUGAAGCAGCUGCGGGUAGAAAACCAGGCCUUACCAGACACGCCAAGUCUCAGGAUCGUCUCUGGCAGCAGUCAGUGGGAAACAUCCUCAGAAAAAAUUAUAUUUCUGAGGAUAUCUGACCUUCAAGCAUAAUUAAGUAUAAUUACUUUUCCACAUUUUGUCACUUCACAGACAAUCUUCUUUGCGGGCGACUGUGGGUCAAUGGGUAAAAUAGAUUGCAAAAGUUGUGGGUGUGAUCCCGGAUAUACCCCUGGGCAAGGCACUUAGCCCCAGGUUGCCUACUUAUAUGCACGACUGUGAGCGUGAAUGGAUGAGUGUAGCUCCUAUGACCAGGUCUAAUGUAAAGGGGCUUGAAGUUGUCAGUUUUCUACAAAAAGUUCUAAAUAAAUUUGUCUUUUAUUGGGAUGUUAUAACAUAACCAAGACAAAUCAGAACAAAUUUGUGAAAGGGAAAGAC